This is a messenger RNA of Drosophila serrata, 808 nucleotides long. RefSeq lists its product as uncharacterized. The record is from RefSeq and is a predicted model, not a curated record. Lineage: Eukaryota; Metazoa; Arthropoda; Insecta; Diptera; Drosophilidae.
UUUUUCAAAGCGAUAAUAAAUAACAUCGCUGCCCCACCUCUAGUAAGUGUAAUACCAAAUAAAUUUCUGGCAAGGAUCGGGGACAAAACCCGGGAAAAAGGAGCAACAGGACAGCCUUAUAAAACCAUGGCACCGCCACCGUUGACAGCGCAGCCCGUGCCGCACCAGCAGCACCUCGAGCAGACAUCGCUGCCGCUGCCGCCGCCGCCAACGGGGCAAAACAUAGCCCCGUCGGGUGCGUUUCCUGGCUCCCUUACGCCCGGCUGGAAUGAUCCACCACCAGUGUCAGCGGAAUCUUUGGCCAACAAUGCGAACAGCCGACGCCCACGUCUCGAUCUCCGGAAGCGCGUGGCCCAUCCGCUGGACGGUCAGCCGGGCUACGUGGCACCACCGGCCGAUAUAGCCUCACCCCGACCAGUGGCCAUGGUGCCGCCUGUACGCCAAAUGCCGUAUCCAGAUCCCAAUUGCGUCGCAGGUGCAUCAUCGGAUGCGGGGGGUCCAGGAGCGGGAUUGGCCAAUGUACGACUGCCACCGUUGGCCCAGGACGUUGGCGCCGAUCCGUCCAGAGUGCCCGUGGCCAGGAUUUUGCCAUGGCAGAACUAGCAGACAGACGAGGUGAGAUGAUGAGACGUUGCGUGUUUAUCACGUCCAUAGGUUAAGGUACUCCACUCCAAAUUGCUGUGUUCCGGGCGGGGCAAGAAAAUCAAUAUUUUUCUAUGUAAAUCCACUUAAGGCAUUAAAAUACAAUUGUCACUGCAGGUCUGGGUCCAAUGAGCCCCUAAUCCUGCAAGUCUUAUAUUUAUAUUAA